ACUGUAAUCCCAAAAGUUAUUUGCAUUCAAAUGGUUUAGCUAUAAUCACUGAUGGUAAUUAAUUUUCUCUGUAAAACUAAAAUCAUAUUACUGUGUCAGACAGAACUCAUUGGUUGAAGCUUUUUGCACUUAACCUAUAUUGUUUUGCAUGUGAUGCACUAAAAUGAAUACAUUUAACAUGGUUCUUUCUAUUUUAAGUUUAUUCUAAUAAAUAGUUUAAGUUCAAUUUUUAUAAGAGAAUAAGUUUUAAACUCAACAAUCAAAUAAUAAAAGUAAAUUUGAUGUUUACUGAUUAUGUUUAGUUGAAAGUACUUUCACUAUUUUUAAGUUUUUGUUGCCCCUCCCAUAUUUUUCCCGCUGGAACCGAAGAGACUUCUGGACUUGUUUGUCAGAAGAAAUGAAGACAAGUCGUUUUUGGUGGUUUUGCCAGGGCUUGGACAUGUUUGUUUCAGUCUUCAGUCGAUAGGGAGUACUUUUCCUCAAACCUUCACGCAAACUGGGAAUGGAUAGCGCUAGUCUUCAAACUUCCCGAGAAGCCAUGGUUGAUGAAAUGAAGAAAAAAUCUCCGGAUGUUUCCAUCAUAAAACAUGCCAUGAACACCACUUUUGCCUUAAGAAGAGCAGAAGUAGUGAAGGAUAAGCCUGACAUCAGGCAGAUGGUUCAGCGGUGGCCAGCGCUUUUUACUGAAAGCCAGGUCAACUUGGAAUUCACCAGAAUUACUGGAAAAAGCCUCAUAGGAGAAUUCUUUUCUGCUCUGGAUGGUCUGUAUCCUGGCUUAGAAGAGGUCUUCACGAGAAAGACAGGACGUGUGGGCCAAGAACUGGCAGACCUUCGGAAGCAAAAGCAGAGCAUGGAGCCCACUGUCAACAGAUGUUACGCCUUGAGGGGACUUCCAAUUAUUCUUGGGGACAAUGCCUCCAAGUUCUUAACGAGUCAAAAAAAUGCUGCUGAUGGUGACCUUGAAAUCCCAAUAGGAAUCAUCUUCAAUGGUGAAAACGGAAGUCCAGAGCAAGAACUGAACCCCUCCCAACUGGGGAUCCUUCUAGAGGGCAAUGUGGUUAUGGAUUCCAUCUGCAGUCUUCCUUUGGCAAUGUGUCUCCUGUUCGGACUGACUUAUGCACUCCACUUGGAGUACCCAAAGUGCAUGAAGAAUACCUUCCUGUUUAUCCAGCAGAUUAUGCUGAAUCUGGGACGAAACGAUCCUCCUCCAAAACUCCAAAGGCUAAAAAAUGAGCUUUCAAUGUGAGAUACUGAGAUAUGUUCUUACCUUAGCUUUGAAGAGUUGAUGCAUACCAGUAACCCUAGUGCACUCUGAAGCAUAGACUGAGUUACUGGGGGGAUGAAGAAGUGCUCCUACAGUGUUAUUACACCUUGUAAUAUAGUACCCCUUCUUAUCGGCUUAGAAAAUCCACACAUUAAAUUUAGUUAAACUAAACUUGGAAGAGUGUCACUUUGAGGCUUUGCUCCAUUUGCAUGACUGAGGGCACGCACAAAGACAAAACUGGUACACAUCAACUCGUCAAAGCUAAGGUAAGAACAUAUCUUAUGUAAAAUCAGUGACCUAUUCCUUUAAUUUCAUUGUCUCGCUGGGGCCAUUCCUUAUUCCAUAGUUUUUAUUUUUCCAAGUUAAAAUAUUUGUGGAAAUAAGUUUUACUGUUACAACUUGUUACCCAGAGUGUCACACCAAAGUUCUUUACUUGUGAUACACAGUUUUAUCUGUUUAAAAGGAUUGUUUUAAAGAAAAUGUUUUAUAUGAAGUUCAAUUGUGCACUUGUUUCACUUACUGUGAAAAAAAAACUACCUCAGAGACCACAAAUAAGUUCUUGUCAAAAAGUGUCUUGGAAUAACUGAAAUAUUGAAAUAAUGUUUCUGAAAGAAAUGUUUUCUUAGAAGCGCCAUGUGUAAAAAUUGUAAUACUGUUCAAAGGAAAACAAAAGUCUUGUUUUGUUAUAAAUAAAGUAAAAAAAAAAAACA
Brienomyrus brachyistius is the source of this 1974-nucleotide messenger RNA. RefSeq lists its product as uncharacterized. The record is from RefSeq and is a predicted model, not a curated record. Lineage: Eukaryota; Metazoa; Chordata; Actinopteri; Osteoglossiformes; Mormyridae. The transcript is spliced from 5 exons. The coding region runs from base 503 to 1246 and encodes 247 amino acids.